GGCUUGUAUUCAUGUCGACGUUCAUGGUCUAUGAGAUUGGUCCGAGGAUAAUAAUGAAAGGAUUCGUAGCAGUUGUGUGUCUGUUGAGCGCCGCAACGGGAUAUGUCGCGGUGAGUUGUGCUGUUCUGAUUUCAUGAGAGUGGUUGACUGCUGUGACAGCGUUACAUCAGCUGUUUACUUCACUUUAGAAGAUAUGGCUUCACGCAACACUUUCUUAAGACACAAAGUGUCGUAACACUAUCUUUACGAUAACACAUAACAUAACACUAACGUAUUUUUAAGCUCAGCUAUAAUUAUCUUUUGUUAUCGGACAAAGUGCAGUGAGCUUUUUGAUUGACUCAAUCACUGAGCUUUUGGAGUUUAUUUCGUUCUUUGCAUUGAAAUACCUAGCUACUAAAAUUUAAUUAGUCUCUAAAAAUGUCUACUUGCAAUGGAAGAUUUGCGCCUGAUGGUCUCUUGCAGUCUCCUCCAGUUAUUGAAAACGAGUUCCUAUCCUAAGCAAACCUGUGUGUAGAACUACAGAUAUGAGAAAUCAAAUGUAAUAUGCUACAACAUGUUUUUCAGAGUCACAAUCGAGAACGUGGCCUUGGUGGAAGUGGUAGGGGUGGAGGGGGCCGGUUCGGAGGCGGUGGAUUAGGUGGAGGCCCCAUAAGUCGGGAUGUGCAUGAACAGGAAACAGUGGUGGGCAGCACCAUCGUCGAUGAAAUCAAUCAGUUACUGCUGCACGCCAAUAAAAGUAGGUAUUGCUUAUCCUUAUUUCUGCUCAAUUUUGUGGGUUUUUUUAGUCUUUACUUGCUGACAAUUCAAUUAUCGUAUUCCCGAAUGUAGUAAAAUUGCCUCGUUGAUAUUGAUUUAGCAAGUUUAAUAAGCUAAUUUAAAUAAAAAUUGUACACAUAAAAUAGUUAACGGAAAUUAAUAUAUGAGAUUCUCUGCAUUUUUUUAUUGAAUAAGUGAAAUUCUAUUUAUUACCUUACUGAAUAAAAAGUAUUAUAUCAAAGACUAUAAUAAAUUACUGUAACGAGCAAAAUCAUCAUUAAAAGGUAACUUUAUUGGUCUGUUUUAAUUUUUUAAUUAAAAUCAUUUGUUCACUUUUUUUUCUUUUGUUGGUGACGCGUUUGACUUAAACCAGUUUUCUGGAGCGAUGAUUAUUCCCGACAUGUGCCGCGUCUAAGACAUAGCCUUUAAUCCUAGAAUUUUUUAGUUGGAGAUUAUUUGAUAAACGCCGCUCAAACACUGUAGUUCAAUGCUUGCUGUGCUUGUUUAUUUAUUAACUUUUUUUUAUUUGUUGUUCGUCUAACCGGUCAUAUCUGUUGGUCAUGCAUGUGUAAGCUUUAAAACUUACGAUAUUAUAAUAAUAAAAAAUCUUAUUUUUUCAAAAUUAUUUUUGUUAAUAUGUUUAUAUGAUGCUCAUAAGUAUAUUGACAUCUAUUUUACAUUUAAAAUUACAUGCAUUUGUCGUAAAAUUGAAUGUAUCAACGUUCUGCAACAGCAUGGUUAGUUCUUGGAUUUUAUUAUUAAUCAAAUCCAUCUUUUUAUUUAAUCCAAUGUAGGUAUUACAGCAAAUGAGUUGCUGGCAUCGGGCAACAAACUGAAAUCUCUUUCACAGGCGUGGCUCGACGCACACCAGGUUGAGGGUGAGUAAUAACAAAGUGCGCUUAUUGGGCGCAAAAAAAGAUCUAUUUGGGUCAGUUUCAUUCAGUAUAAUUUUCUUAUAAAGUCUUUUUUUUCUUCUCUUUAAUUGAAUGAUAUAAAAUGGUAUAAUGAUAUAAAAAAGGACGCUACACUGGAAUAGAAUAAAAAUUGCACUUCCAAUUUUAAAGAAUUCCAUGACGUUUUACAUUCGCUAAUUUAAUGAUUUUUUAGAUAAAACAAGUUAAAUGACAACUUAUAACUAUUUUCUUUUUUAUACAAUGAGUAAAAAAAUGCCUUAUUUUUGGCAUUACCAUUAUAAGUUUUUAAAUCACUGGUUCAUGUAACGCUACUGAUCUGAAGGUGUCUUUUGGGCUGAAGACGUAUUUUAAUCUAUCAAAGUCCUGUUCGACCUCGGCUGGCCAAAAUGUCUAAGGCCAUAUUCAACGGUGACUAAGGCCAUAUUCAACGGUGACUAAGAUUAUAUUCAAAGGUGAUUAAGGCUAUAUUUAACAGUGACUAAGGCCAUAUUCACCGGUGACUAAAGCCAUAUUCACCGGUGACUAAGGCCAUAUUCAACGGUGACUAAGGCCAUAUUCCACGGUGACUAAGGCUAUAUUCAACUGGUUAGUAAGGCUAUAUUCGACUGUGUGCAUAUUCAAAGCAGUUAGCUUGCAAGUCCUAUUUGUGGCUGGAAAGCUUUCUCCGUCGUCGGACACACGUUGUCUGGCAUUCUAGUUGGAUUGGGGUCGACUAUGUUUUUCCUAGUUUUGCGCUUUCUUUGGGCGUUAAGGGGUGUGUUUAUUCUCUGAGGAUUGUGCUCUAACAGUAUGAGUCCACCACGUCAGCUUUUACGAUCCAUAGAAAGUGUUUCCCACGAAUUAAGAUGGAACUAUAUGGUUUUGAGCGUCGCUUUUAAACAGACCUUAAAUCGUCUUUUCUGCCCACCAGCUUUGCGUUUCCUUCUGGAGAGUUCAUCGAAAAUAAGUUGUUGUUUUUUUUUUUGAAGUAUGAUGUCUGGCAUUUUCGCAACAUACCCAGCCCAUAGAUAGAUACUGAUAAAGCCGGCCCAUUGCAUGACUUUUGUACAAGGGACUUUGUCCUGCCACCUUAUUGUAGGACUUUUGUAUCAGGGACUUUGAUCUGUCACAUUAUGGUAGGAUUUUAUGUGUUAGGGAAUUUGUUCUGCCUCCUUAUUGUAGGACUUUUGUAUAAGGUACCUUGUCCUUCCACUUUAUUGUAGGACUUUUUUAUCAUGGACUUAGUCCUGUCAUCUUAUUCCAAAAGCUUUCGUAAGCAGCAUGUGUAUACAUGAUUUAGUUUUAAAGUAUUUUGUAUAAAAAAAGAUGAUAUGGGAUGAGAUCGGAAAGGAACAAGAAAAUUCGGAGACAAAAGAGCAUAAUGGGUUUGUGCGUAUCAUUUCAGCUUUCAUAUCAUGCGUUGUUAUCAUGGUUGGGCCAAGUAAACAAAGAUCUGAUAAAGUUCCUUUGAAUUGAGAGUAAAGACAUUAUUUAAAAUAAGAGUAUUCAUUUUAUUUUAAAAUCGUUAUCAUUGGGUAUGUUUUAAUGGACCCUACUUAACUUAUUGGCAUCGAGUUUAGAACAACGAGCAUGUGUAAUAUAAUAUGUGGUAGUGAUCAAGUAAUAAGAAAUCGAUUUAUUACUACCGGUCAUAAAGAUUACGUUGUACCACUGUGCAUUUCCUUUGUAUAAUAUAUAAUCUCCACUAUUAUCAUUUUAAAUAAUACAACGCCUGUUAUUUGUUGUUGUUUUUUUAUUAGAAAAAAAAAUAUUUUAUGUUUCAAUAUUGUUCAGAAUCACUCAUUUAGACUUACCAAAUGUGUAAACAUGUGCUAAUUUAUCCGUCAAGAGACUAAUUUAAAAUGUAUGUUAUCAAAUGUAAACGCAUUGCAAAUUAAAUUUGUGUCAUCAAUUGAGAUUGAAAUGUAAUACUCUGGCGAUUCACUGUAAAAACAAGAGAACACUACACACGCAUAAUGAUAGAUUUAUGAUAGAUCCUUACUUAUUCAUUUGGAAGAUUUAAAUCCGAAAAUUAAAAAAAAAGAUUGGAAAAUUAAUGUAUUAUUUAUUUCAUUUUUUUAAUGCUUGAACAAUGUUUUCUUGAUAAUUCACUACUAACGUAUGCCAUUAAUAGUGUCGUAUCUUGAUAAUUCAAAACUUAUGUAUGACAUUGAGACGUUUAAUUUCCUGAUAAUUCACUACCAAUUAUAUGACAUCAAUUUUUUUUCAUUUCUAGAUACUUCACUAAUAAUGUAAAGCAUUAAUUGUUUCAUUUCUUGAUAAUUCACUACCAAUGUAUGACAAAAAUUAUUAUUAUUUUUUUUUUUUGCAGUUUUUAAUGGAGACGUCAAUAAUUACAUCAACAAAAUUAUCUCAGGAUUCAGUCACGUCACAGCUUUUGAUUUGAUAACCACUGGUAUGAAAACAUUCAUCAAAUAAGAUGACGCAGAAAUAGCAAUCCUAUGCGCCUCUUCCAUUUUUUUUUUAAAAUGUCAUGUAACUUUAAUUAAUGGUAGAGCAUUUAACCCAUUGAGAAGCUCGGAAAAACAACUAUAUUUUGUAUGAUGCAUUACUUUUGAAAAGAGCUUUGGGCAAUUUGAAUGUUUUAGGUUAAUAUUUGUGCGAUUUAUUAAUUUUUUUUUUGAUGAGUUGCUUUUUCUGUUUUUGUUUUUCUAGUUUGUUUGUCACACCAUUCCAACAAAAUUUUCAUAAAAUUCUUAAAGACAGGGAUUGAUAAAAUAAUUUUAUAAAAUUGUAUCCUUUUAACAUUAAUUAUGUAUUACGUACUGUUAAAAAUAUUUUUUUGGAAAGACAAAAGUGUACUUGUGAAUUUAAUUUAAAUGGUAUUACUUUGUUUUUAAAAUCAUUUAAACUGUCAUUUAUGUUAAUAAUUAAUUUUAAAAAGUAUACAACGACACUUUCGGUUUCCUUUCACGUCAACUUCUGUAAAACUAAAUUGUAUCAUACAUUUCAAUGACACAGAUGCCCUAGGGGAAGAGGCUAAGAGAGUGACUUUAAUCCUGCAGUUGUUGAAGAUUUGUGCCGACGAAAUUCAAAGAUCCGAAGGUAUUAUUAAUGUCCAACAUUAUCCCUUUUCUUUUUUACUAUUAAAUGAUAGACACGUUCAACAUGUAAUCGUAAUAGUUAAAACAAAACGUGGCAGUGUUAUCCAAAAAAAAAAUGUUUUUCGGCUUAUAAAAUUCAUUUCAUUAUGUGUGAAGGUGUAUAGUUGUAUGUGGUUGAAAAAAGAUUGUGUGGAAUGUGUGAGCGUGUGUGUGCGUGUCUGCAUGCGGGAAAGAAAGACCUGCGAUAUCAAAUUUUAAGGCAUAACAUACAAGUUAACUCUCCGAGUUAAUUCAACCGAAUAUGUGUGUCUACUAACUUUUUAAAUACGUUUUUUUGUAAAUAAGGUAGAGAUUUUUGCGAACGCUUCAAAAUAUGUGUUUAUUUUAACAUUAAUUAAAAACUGAAGAUAUAAUUUAUUUGUACCCACAUGUGUAGAUAAAGGUGAGGACGAUACACACAUUGUGAGGGCUGUCUCUCUUUUGGCAGACAAACUUAUCACUGCUACUGAAAACUCUGGUUAGUCAAUGUUUAUUUCAAAAUCUUUGUAACUGUCAAAAAUAAUGGAUGUAUGAUAUACAUUAAUAAAGAAAUAUAGAUAUAUAUUCUUUAUUUUUAAUUAAAUAUGCAGCCCAACUUGAAAUUAUAGAAAAAAUUAUAGAUGAAAUUAUAGAUUAAAUUAUAUAAAUAAAUAAAAAAUGUAAAGACUUCAAAAAAAAAAUAAUAUUGACUUAAAUUAAAGCUAAUUUUUUUUUAUUUCAAAUAUAAUUGAUGUCUCAGCUUGACCUUUCUCAUGUAGCGGUUAUACAUUUUCUAGAUUUAUACAUAAAGUUUUUUAAAGUUUUUAUCGGCUUAGUCCUUGUCUUACAUAAUUUGUUCAUAAUAAUAUAAUAUGAGUAAACGUAUUUUUUAUGUAUGUGUACGCUGCAUCAGAUAUAUGGAUUCAAUAUAAAAAGACAGAAUUUAAAAACAAAUAUAUAUUUCAUUACUGGUUUGAAUUGAAUACAUUUUCUUAUGAAUUUAUUUGUUCGCGAAUGAGCGCCUAGGCCGUCCAGACAAAAAAAAAGAAACGACAUCGAUAUGACUUUUUUUCUUCUAUGGAAGCAUACCAAACAAAUGAAAAAAAAACUCAAUUUGUUCUUAUAAAUCAAUCAGCAUAAAGACGUGUUUAUCAAUAAAAAUCCUUUUUUCCAUUGAUUUUGUUCUUCUUAAUCGGCAUUUUUUAUUGUAUGUAUCUUAUUAAAAAAUGUAUUGAAUCUUGAAAAAUAUAAAUAUAAAUAUUAUUUUUACAGCGAUCAAAUAUUUGAUCUUAAAAAGAGGUAAAGUUUUAAUAACACGGUGCUCAUUUAUGGAACUGUAAAAUAAUCGCUAAUGCAUAAACUGCCUGAUAUAAAUAAAGAAAAUAUUAGGUUAGAAAUUGGGGGGUUAUUAUAACUUUAAGGGAUUAAAACGAUGCAUAUGGCUGAGACCAGAACCAGUGGUGUGUCUCAGGAGCAGGGCGAAGUUUUUGAUUGCCCCGCAUGUCAAUUUUGUAAUUGUUCAUUACUAACAUAAUAUUGAAGAUGAGAGUUGGGGGCUGGUGGGGUGCCACACAUUUUUGAGUACGUCCAGGGCUUUAUUUAGCCAAGAUGAUCCUAGAUAAGCCCGUUGAAGCGGGGCGUCAAUGGAAAGGCUGGUCAUCAUAUCUCGUAGAUAAUCACAGGGUCAUACAUAUGUGGUAUAAUAAUUGUUCUUUAUUUUUUAUUGUUUUUUUUUUCAUUUUUCAGUUGACCUGUACAAAGUAACUGUAUAUAAUAGCGAGGCUAAGAAAAGGG
This is a messenger RNA of Lymnaea stagnalis (great pond snail), 6526 nucleotides long. The record is from the annotation of a GenBank genome assembly. Lineage: Eukaryota; Metazoa; Mollusca; Gastropoda; Lymnaeidae.